AUGGACAACACGACCAUCCUUGAGUACGAUGACGAUGUCGUGACUGAGUUGAGCUCCAUGUACUCCAGUUCUUCCCCUGUGUACUCCCCCGUGUCUUCCGUUGACGAUCUCAGCGGCUGUAUUGAGUUCUCACCCGGUUCACCCGAAUCCCCGCGCAAAUCAGGCGCGAUGGAACUGCAACCGACACUCGAGGAAAUCGAAGGCGAGCUCGAGGACAUUUUCGACAACUUUACAAAGAUGCUUGAGGGUCGUGCGCUUGAUGUCUCAAGCGGGUUUUUGCGUCACUACGAAACGUGUUGCGUACGCCUGCUCAACACGGCACACCUGCUGAUCGCUCCAAGCAACAGCGACUUGUACUUCCAGUGUUUGGAUCGCUCUGUGGGAGUGGCGGGGCGGCUCGUACGUGCGCAGGGAACCCACUUAGCAGCUCAAUACCAAUCGUACCGAUACUAG
Molecule: messenger RNA, 453 nt
Organism: Aphanomyces astaci
Lineage: Eukaryota; Oomycota; Saprolegniomycetes; Saprolegniales; Verrucalvaceae
Exons: 1
Coding region: 1-453 (150 amino acids)
Source: RefSeq, a predicted model, not a curated record